ACUCGCUCGUCCCCGGCUUCCGAGCACAGCAUGGCGGUCAAGGUGCAGACAACUAAGCGAGGGGAUCCUCAUGAGUUAAGAAACAUAUUUCUACAGUAUGCCAGUACUGAGGUUGAUGGAGAGCGUUAUAUGACCCCAGAAGACUUUGUUCAGCGCUAUCUUGGACUGUAUAAUGAUCCAAAUAGUAACCCAAAGAUCGUGCAGCUCUUGGCAGGAGUAGCUGAUCAAACCAAGGAUGGGUUGAUCUCCUAUCAAGAGUUUUUGGCAUUUGAAUCUGUUUUAUGUGCUCCAGAUUCCAUGUUCAUAGUGGCUUUCCAGUUGUUUGACAAGAGUGGAAAUGGAGAGGUGACAUUUGAAAAUGUCAAAGAAAUUUUUGGACAGACUAUUAUUCAUCAUCAUAUCCCUUUUAACUGGGAUUGUGAAUUUAUCCGACUGCAUUUUGGGCAUAACCGGAAGAAGCAUCUUAACUACACAGAAUUCACGCAGUUUCUCCAGGAGCUGCAAUUGGAACAUGCAAGACAAGCCUUUGCACUCAAAGACAAAAGCAAAAGUGGCAUGAUUUCUGGUCUGGAUUUCAGUGACAUCAUGGUUACCAUUAGAUCUCACAUGCUUACUCCUUUUGUGGAGGAGAACUUAGUUUCAGCAGCUGGAGGAAGUAUCUCACACCAGGUUAGCUUCUCCUACUUCAAUGCAUUUAACUCGUUACUGAAUAACAUGGAGCUUGUUCGUAAGAUAUAUAGCACUCUAGCUGGCACAAGGAAAGAUGUUGAAGUCACAAAGGAGGAAUUUGCCCAGAGUGCCAUACGCUAUGGACAAGUCACACCACUAGAAAUUGAUAUUCUAUAUCAGCUUGCAGACUUAUAUAAUGCUUCAGGGCGCUUGACUUUGGCAGAUAUUGAGAGAAUAGCCCCAUUGGCUGAGGGGGCCUUACCUUACAACCUGGCAGAACUUCAGAGACAGCAGUCUCCUGGGUUAGGCAGGCCUAUCUGGCUCCAGAUUGCCGAGUCUGCUUACAGAUUCACUCUGGGCUCAGUUGCUGGAGCUGUGGGAGCCACUGCAGUGUAUCCUAUAGAUCUGGUGAAGACCCGAAUGCAAAACCAGCGUGGCUCUGGCUCUGUUGUUGGGGAGCUAAUGUACAAAAACAGCUUUGACUGUUUUAAGAAAGUCUUGCGUUAUGAGGGCUUCUUUGGACUCUACAGGGGUCUGAUACCACAACUUAUAGGGGUUGCUCCAGAAAAGGCCAUUAAACUGACUGUUAAUGAUUUUGUUCGGGACAAAUUUACCAGAAGAGAUGGCUCUGUUCCACUUCCAGCAGAAGUUCUUGCUGGAGGCUGUGCUGGAGGCUCUCAGGUCAUUUUUACCAACCCAUUGGAGAUAGUGAAGAUUCGUCUGCAAGUAGCUGGAGAGAUCACCACGGGACCCAGAGUCAGCGCCCUGAAUGUGCUCCGGGACUUGGGAAUUUUUGGUCUGUAUAAGGGUGCCAAAGCGUGUUUCCUCCGAGACAUUCCCUUCUCUGCAAUCUAUUUUCCUGUUUAUGCUCAUUGCAAACUACUUCUGGCUGAUGAAAAUGGACACGUGGGAGGUUUAAAUCUUCUUGCAGCUGGAGCCAUGGCAGGUGUCCCAGCUGCAUCUCUGGUGACCCCUGCUGAUGUCAUCAAGACAAGACUGCAGGUGGCUGCCCGCGCUGGCCAGACGACAUACAGUGGUGUCAUCGACUGUUUCAGGAAGAUUCUCCGGGAAGAAGGGCCCUCAGCAUUUUGGAAAGGGACUGCAGCUCGAGUGUUUCGAUCCUCUCCCCAGUUUGGUGUUACCUUGGUCACUUAUGAACUUCUCCAGCGGUGGUUUUACAUUGAUUUUGGAGGCCUCAAACCCGCUGGUUCAGAACCAACACCUAAGUCACGCAUUGCAGACCUUCCUCCUGCCAACCCUGAUCACAUCGGUGGAUACAGACUCGCCACAGCCACGUUUGCAGGCAUCGAAAACAAAUUUGGCCUUUAUCUCCCGAAAUUUAAGUCUCCUAGUGUUGCUGUGGUUCAGCCAAAGGCAGCAGUGGCAGCCACUCAGUGAUGAGACAACUGUUGAGUGUGGCAAAAUGGCGCCUUGAAGAAAGAGGCCUAGGAGAGCAGCCCUGUAAUGUAUCCAGUCAGCUGCAUGGUACUGACUGAGCUGAGGAGUCAAACUCUUCUUUCUGUAUGACAUAUACAUAUACUUGUUUAUAAAAUAAUCAUUUGCCCAGGGAAAAAACCACAACGCUGUUUCAAGCUUUAGUCUUAUGUGUUGAAAUGUUUUUGUAAGCCUUGGCAUGAAUUAGUGUUCUAGACUCUGCUUUGCACAGCUUGCACUUACAGUGAUUGUACAUAUUGUACAUCUUUGUACAGAGACAUCUUGGCACCUCAUCCCAACAAAUCACAUUUGUAGAAAUGUAAUGCGGUUCUGAGUGGCUUGAAAUGUACAGAAUGUUUUGAAAGUGUUUUAUUAAGAAUCACACAAAAAUAAAUGUAUUAAAAUUAAAUUCAUUCUCUUAUUGGUGACUUAUGGAAAUAAAGCAUCAAUAUUGGAUGUAUUUAAUUCCUAGUUUGUUUUCCAUUCUGGAAUAAAAAGGUAUUUGCUGAUAAAAGGCAUAACGAGACAUAGUGCUGCUACCACUGAAUAAGUGAUACUUUGGAAAGAUGCAUGCCAGUGGAUGCCAGAGGACCAGGCUAAUGACUUGUGUGUGCUGAUGUGUUUCCAUUUGUAUUUAAUGUGUGUAGACCCUCCUCUGUUCAUCAAUCAAAAAGCAUUUCCUAGGCAGCUCCUCGCCUGUCAGUGUGCAUAUGGAAACAGGGACAUCUCCAUCAUUACUGGCUUAGUUUUGCUUUCCUUUGACACAGUAAGGCAAAGGCCAAGCUUUCAAAAGAGUAAAGGAUACUUUCACAAUUUCCCUUCAUAUGGAUAUGAUUCCAGUCAAAAAUAAAAUGCACACCAAAAUGUAUACAUGUAGUUGGAUUUUUCUUUGUAAAUAUACUGAUAAUACUUUUUGUUCUGAUUGACUACUGAUUGCAAAUAACUCAUGAUCGGGUUCGCCCUUUCUUCCACCUUUAUAGAAAACAGAAAAAUUAGUUUUAGAAAGGGCUAGCGCAGAGUGAAGGGAGGGAAGAAGAAAGAGAAGAAAAGCUCUAUAUGGUGAUUUAGUGGGGUCUAGGUUCUUACUUUGGAAUCCAAAUGCAAACUGUUCUAAAAGUCACUCAUCAAGGGCGUGAUUACUAAUUUGGAUCUAAACAUAGAUCUUGACAGCCACAUCUACACUUUGAUAUGGAUGUGAUUUGAUGUGCAGUAUCAGAAUUUAUUUACCUUACCAAAGUGCUCUGGGAAGACAUUAUUGCUACUGCCAGUAAGCUGGGAUAUGAGAAUGUAUGCAAAUAUUUUCAAGAGGCGAGCCUGGAGACAGACCAAGUUACUUAGUAUCCUGCACAGUGCUCCUCGAUUGAUGGCUGACAGCCCUGUGACUGCAACUGUAGGCUCCCUGGAGGCCCUCCAGGAACAAAAGAAUUAGCUUUGAAAGCAAGUUAUUUUCAAAUGUAUUAGAUUGGUCUCAUGGGAGUGGAACAAAUAAUAAUACAGUUGUUUUGCUACUACCACUUGUUAGAAAUAUAUAAGUAGUCCAUGGAUAUGUGAUUACAAAAGAAUCCUAUGUAUGUAUCUAGAGUGAGAUGGGAAAGUGUCCCGCUUACCCUCCUUCUACCUCCACCACUUCCUGGCCCAGAGGUAAUCACUGCUAACAGGUUACAGCAUGAAUAUGUAGUCUGUUUUUCAUAACUCUAUAGAAAUAUAUGUACAUAUUUAUAUUUUAGAAACAGGAUUAUGUUAUGUGUGUGUUAUUCUGUGUCUUGCUUUUGUUCACUUAAUGUGUUUUGGAUAUCUUUCCAUGUCAGUUUAUAAAGUUUUAUUUUUAAUGGC
Homo sapiens (human) is the source of this 3936-nucleotide messenger RNA. RefSeq names its product solute carrier family 25 member 12 (gene SLC25A12). Gene Ontology annotation, cellular component: mitochondrial inner membrane; mitochondrion. Gene Ontology annotation, biological process: L-aspartate transmembrane transport; NAD+ metabolic process; response to calcium ion. Gene Ontology annotation, molecular function: antiporter activity; acidic amino acid transmembrane transporter activity; calcium ion binding. Lineage: Eukaryota; Metazoa; Chordata; Mammalia; Primates; Hominidae. Bases 31 to 2067 code for a protein of 678 amino acids. The transcript is spliced from 18 exons. The record is from RefSeq and is marked reviewed.